AUGGCGUAUUUCAAAGGGAACACAGAUUGUGCUUGGGUACAAUAUGGUAAGGUCAAGGAAAAAUUGGUACAGCUUCGCGCCUUUUCUUGGGUGAAACCUCCAGGGCAAGCUGUGAAACUCAAUACUAAUGCAAGUGUCGUAAGCGGGCGUGCUAGUAGUGGAGGGGUAGUGCGUUCGGCUGAGGGUGAUUUAGUGUUUGCCUUUUAUAAGGAGUUUGGAGAUCAAGAUGUUCUCUCUGCAGAAGCAUUGGCAUUGCUGAAGGGCCUACGUUCUUGCCAGGACAACAAUCUCUUGGGAUUCGUAGCGGAAGUGGAUUCUAGUACUUUAGUGAGUGUCGUGUCCUCCAAGUUGUCAUCUCGCUGGCCAUUAUGCAAUAUUAUUAGGCAUAUUCAAUUCUUGGUGGGGAAUUUAGGAGUAUCUUUGGUUCACACGUACGGAGAAUCAAAUGCGGUUGCAGAUGCUUUGGCCGUCUUGAACCUACGAUCAGAUGUCCGGUUCUCAAGUGAUGUAGCUCUCCCUUCUAAAGUUCAGUCACUUUUACAGUUAGAUAAGUUGUCCACUCCGUAUGUGAGAUUAUGUACGGUUUCAGGUUAG
Molecule: messenger RNA, 594 nt
Organism: Coffea eugenioides
Lineage: Eukaryota; Viridiplantae; Streptophyta; Magnoliopsida; Gentianales; Rubiaceae
Exons: 1
Coding region: 1-594 (197 amino acids)
Molecular function (GO): nucleic acid binding; RNA-DNA hybrid ribonuclease activity
Source: RefSeq, a predicted model, not a curated record